AUGAAGUUUACACAAUUGUUAUACAAACAACAUAUAGGUAAAGCAAAGAGAUAUGUAUGGCAACAUCAACGAGAAAGAAAAAUAGUAGUGAGCAAAGCAGAAGAAAUUUUAAAAUCUAUGAAAUUUAUAGUACAAGAUGCUACAGAAUUCAUAUCAAACCAAAGUGCUUUGCACAAUAGCAAAAUGAUUGAAAAUUCAAUUGCUGUUAAAGAGUCAAUUUUGGAUGUGAACAGUAAAAAUUAUUUGACAUUUGAAGAUCAUAAUGUUUUACAAGAAGGUGUACCACAAGCAUUAUUAUUAACAAAAACUGUCAAACUUAAUAAUGAAUUACCAGAGAAAAUACAAAAGCUAAUUACUGACAUUCCAAAAAAUAUAAAUAAUUUAUCAAAAAGAUCUGUUUAUACAUCUAUGAUAUAUGAUGCACAACAAGUAAAAUUAUCAAAACUAAAAGAUUCUGAUCGACCUGCUUGGGUAUUUCCAAGGGUAUAUGGUAUAACUAGUACAAGAAAAAUGCAGAACCUAUCAAAGAAAUUUCUACAACUUUGUGAAUCAUUGUGUGGAUUAAAUGAUGCACAAUACAAAUCAGUAAUUCAUGAUGGUCUUUUAUCUGCGUGUAUAGGAAAAGAAGACAAUUUUCUAAAGUUUUCCUUAAAAAUGGAUAUAAUGAUGAUGUCAUCAAUACCUCUAGCACCAAUAGCUGAUGUAAAUAUGGAUAAUAAUUUUGAUGUACCUGAUCUUUAUCCACUACAUUAUACUAUUGGUUUAUCUAGAGAUAAGUUAGAUAAUAUAAUUAGUAGCAGCAAAAUUUUAUAUCCACUUACUAUGGACUCGCCAUUUAUGAAUGUUCAUACUAUCUUUAUAAAUCACAAUCCAGAGGAAGUUAAAAAUUUAACUGACUUGCCAGUUACUGAAGAUCAAAUUCAUGCACGUUCAAUGAUAAAAUCAUUUGGUGCAGCAGCAAUUUGUGCUCAACAAAAGUUUGGAUUAAGUGUGAAGGAGUUACCAGAACCUAUUGUUGUACAAUGUAUUCAAUCGGAUGGACAAAAUUUUCAUUUUUCUGUGUAUCAACUUAAUACUUUAGAUAUAGAUGGCAAAGAAGGAAUUAAAAAUUUUUGGUGGUCAGAACCAUCAAUAAAAUUAUAUGAACAAGCUCUAUAUAAAAAUGGACAAUCUUGUCUUGAAGGCUACAAUAGUGAUGUUUUUAAAAGAUAUCUUGCAUUUUAUAAAAAUAAAUAA
Heterotrigona itama is the source of this 1236-nucleotide messenger RNA. The record is from the annotation of a GenBank genome assembly. Lineage: Eukaryota; Metazoa; Arthropoda; Insecta; Hymenoptera; Apidae.